ACUUUUACCCACCUCAUCUCCUGCCUUUCCGUCCAAAUUGUUCUCUGCUGUCUCCCGCUGUUUCUUGGGAAACAAACAAAAACAACCAAAACAAACCUAACUCCCUCCCCCUCCCCUCCCGGGGGCUAACUGUUGCGCGUCCUUCCUCAAAUACCUCAUGUUGCCACCCCACAACCGCUCUCUGUUUCUAUAGGAUUCUCUGUUCUUAAAAUUAAAAAAUCAAUCCUUUAGGGGAUCAUCGUAGUUUCUUCGUAUCAUGGGUGCCGAUUUAUCUGUUUUCUUCUCGGGCAUAACUGGGUCUAAUUGUUCCAAUGGGUCUUUGUCUUUGCAAUCGAAACCCAGUUUGGGAGACUUACCUGAGAGCUGUGUAGCCCUGGUUCUGGCCUCCUUGGACCCGCCAGAGAUUUGCAAAUUGGCGAGGCUGAAUCGGGCUUUUCGUGGGGCUUCGUGGGCCGAUUUUCUGUGGGAAUCGAAGUUGCCGUCGAAUUAUCAAGUUCUUGUUAGGAAAGUGUUCGGUGAGUUGCCGGGGGAUUUGGGUAAGCGGGAGAUAUACGCGAGGCUUUGUCAGGCUAAUAGUUUCGAUUGUGAUACCAAGAAAUUUUGGAUGCAUAAAAGUACCGGUGGUGUUUGUUUGUCCAUUGCUUCAAAAGGGUUAUCGAUCACUGGGAUUGAUGAUCGAAGAUAUUGGAGUCAUAUCCCAACGGAAGAAUCUGGAUUUCGCACGGUUGCAUACGUCCAGCAAAUUUGGUGGUUUGAAGUUGAUGGCGAGGUAGAGUUCCCAUUUCCAACGGGGACAUAUAGCCUAUUCUUCAGGCUGCAGCUGGGACAGACAUCCAAGUGGUUUGGUCGCCAAAUUUGUAACACCGAGCAUGUUCACGGAUGGGACAUAAAGCCAGUGCAGUUUCAGCUAUGGACUUCAGAUGGUCAGCAUGCCGCAUCAAAGUGCCUUCUGAAUGUAACAAAAUGGAAAUACUAUCACGUUGGGGAUUUUGUCGUAGAUAAGUCCAACGCAGCAACUAAAAUUAAGUUCUCUAUGACCCAGAUUGAUUGCACGCACACCAAAGGUGGUCUCUGUUUAGAUUCUGUAGUUAUAUACCCAAGUGAAUUUAGGGAGAGGUUGAAGCGUUUUUAAAUUAACCUCUGUAGGUAUGAAGUUGUGUCAUAAAGAGGUAGGAAAAGAAGAGUUCUACAGAUACCAGGUGAUUUUUAUAAGCCUUGAGUUUGUUUGUUUGUUUAUUAGGCGAGGCGAUGUGUAUAUUUAUGUGUUCAAUUGGUCUAAUCAGAGUGUAAAGAUGUGCACUUCAACGGUUUAACAUCUCCUGAAAAGGGCUUCUGGCAUGGAUUUUGUAUAAUAAAGGCUAGCUGAAGUUUGAGUGCCCU
Molecule: messenger RNA, 1380 nt
Organism: Juglans microcarpa x Juglans regia
Lineage: Eukaryota; Viridiplantae; Streptophyta; Magnoliopsida; Fagales; Juglandaceae
Product: F-box protein PP2-A12-like
Exons: 3
Coding region: 257-1132 (291 amino acids)
Molecular function (GO): protein binding
Source: RefSeq, a predicted model, not a curated record